This is a messenger RNA of Colias croceus (clouded yellow), 892 nucleotides long. It is a transcript of the gene EMC5, whose product is annotated as ER membrane protein complex subunit 5. Gene Ontology annotation, cellular component: Golgi apparatus; plasma membrane; early endosome. The transcript has 3 exons. Bases 129 to 476 code for a protein of 115 amino acids. NCBI's taxonomy places the organism in Eukaryota, Metazoa, Arthropoda, Insecta, Lepidoptera, Pieridae. The record is from RefSeq and is a predicted model, not a curated record.
GAAUAAGAUCUAAUUUAGUUUAAUAACAUUAUCCAUUGUUUAUAUUUCUGAUUUACUGAAUUAAAAUAAUAUAAGAGUCGAUUACCAGAGUAAACAUUGUCUAAGAAUUGCAAUAAUCAGAUUGUAAGAUGUCAUUCCAUAAAAUUAUCCUCACUGUUGGAUUUAUAUCCUUGUUCCACUCAGCAUUUUCAGCAGCCCAGCAUCGAUCGUAUCUACGAAUAACCUCGCAAGAGUUUACAACGCUACCUUUAGAUAUUGUCAUCCAAGCAGUUGGUAGUCUAUUUGCAGUAAUGUGGGGAGUUUUACAUGUAGCUGGCAACCUCAGAGAAAUCCAAGCUGCGGCAGAAAUGAACAACACUACAUGGGAGACACAGAAGAAUAUACCAUCGUUUUAUAUAUUUAAUCAUAGAGAGAAAGCGCUAACCAGUAAUUAUGUGCCAAGCUCUGGUAAAGGGGAUUUGGAGAAUUUAGAAUAAUUAAAUACAGUUUUAGAGGAAAUAAGUAUUCUUUUAUUGGGUGGAUGUAACUUGUUUUUAUGGGCUACAUUUUUCUAUUGUAAGCCAGUUAUUGAUAUAGAUGCCAUUUCAAAUGUAACUUGCUUAUAAUAUUACCGUUUGUUUUUAAAACAAUACAUCAUAGUUUUAAAGUGAAGAAAGUAGUUCAAACACAUUGUGAAACAUAUCUUGCUUUCUAUACAAGAUUUAAUAAUAGCAGUAAAUAGGCAAGUUCAUAAUCAAAUUAAUAUAAGUUAAUAUUUUUUUAGGGGAGAGCAUAAGUGUGAGGGUUCAGUAAAUAUUUAAUAUUAUUAUUUUAUAAUUAAUAUACCUAAGUUAUUAUUUAUGUUGUUUAGUUAUUAUUAUUUCGUUUAAAUAUAAGGAUUAUUUAAAACCAA